AUGAAUAGUGACCCGAUCUUACCGAAAAUGUUCGACGCAUUAAUUGUCGGUGCUGGUUUCUCAGGGCUUUACAUGCUGUAUUGUUUACGUGAACACGGUUUCACAGUAAAGAUUAUUGAGACUGGUGAUGGUAUAGGUGGUACGUGGUAUUGGAAUUGUUAUCCAGGAGCACGUUGUGACGUUGAAAGCAUACAGUACUCCUAUUCAUUCUCGGAAGAAUUAGAAGAAGAAUGGAAAUGGUCGGAAUCAUUUGCUUCGCAGCCGGAAAUCUUGCGUUAUCUCAAUUAUGUUGCUGAUAAAUUCGAUCUUCGUAAGGACAUUCAACUAGGUACUCGAGUGAGUGCAAUAAUUUUCGAUGAGAUUCAGUCACAUUGGGAGAUACGGACAGAUCGAGGAGACCAACUCUUCGCCAAAUUUUGCAUCAUGGCCACUGGUUGUGUCUCAACUAUUCAUGUUCCGCAAAUAAAAGGAUUUGAUGUUUUCAGCGGUAAUCACUAUCAUACAGGCCAAUGGCCACAUGCAAAUAUAUGUUUCAAUGGACGGCGCGUGGCCGUUAUUGGCACUGGCUCAUCUGGCAUACAAUCAAUACCUCUCAUUGCUGAACAAGCAGAUCAUGUCUUUGUAUUUCAGCGAACACCAAACUUUAGCAUUCCAGCUCGCGAUGAACCACUCAAAGUCGAAUACGAACAAUGGUUGAAAUCGAAUUAUGCAGAAUAUCGAAAGCAGAUUUUUGAGACGCCUUAUGGAUUGAUAGUUAAAAACAACAGGAAUGUCUCAGCAAUGACUGUUACGCCAGAGGAACGGCAAGAUGAGUUUGAAAAACGUUGGCAAGAAGGCGGUGUUGCUUUUCUAUUGAGUUUCAAUGAUCUCUUAUUGAACAAGGAAUCCAAUGAUACCGCAGCUGAGUUUGUACGUAACAAGAUUCGUGAAAUUGUCAAAAAUCCCGAAGUGGCUGAGGCUUUAGUUCCACAAAAUUAUCCGAUAGGUACUAAGCGUCUCUGUGUCGACAGAAACUACUUCCAGACCUUCAAUCGUAGUAAUGUAACGUUAGUUGAUCUUCGAAAAGGAUCGAUUGAUGAAAUAACACCUAGUGGUAUUCGUAUCAAAGAGAAAAUCUACGAAGUGAAUGACAUUGUGCUUGCGACGGGAUUUGAUGCGAUGACUGGAACUUUGUUGAAGAUUGAUAUUCGUGGUCGCUCUGGCAAGUCACUUAGAGAAAAAUGGUCGGAAGGACCUCGCACCUAUCUAGGUUUGAUGAUGACCGAUUUUCCGAAUUUAUUCAUCAUCACUGGUCCUGGUAGCCCAUCAGUACUGUCCAAUAUGCCGCGUGCUAUUGAGCAACAUGUCGAUUGGAUAACAGAAUGCCUCAACUAUCUUCGUACGCAUUGUUACGAUACGAUUGAACCGCAGCUAGAGGCAGAAAAUGCAUGGAUCCUUCAUGUUAAUGAAGUCGCCAAUUCAACACUCUUUCCUCUGGCGAAUUCAUGGUACGUUGGGGCGAAUAUCGAUGGUAAACCGAGAGUUUUCAUGCCGUAUAUCGGCGGUUUCAAUGUGUAUAGGCAAAAGUGCCAGGAUAUUGUUAACAAUGGUUAUGAAGGUUUUGUGUGUAAAAGACAUUCAUUGAAUUAUAUGACAGAAGCACCGUUAAACUAA
Rotaria sp. Silwood2 is the source of this 1653-nucleotide messenger RNA. NCBI's taxonomy places the organism in Eukaryota, Metazoa, Rotifera, Eurotatoria, Philodinida, Philodinidae. The record is from the annotation of a GenBank genome assembly.